Molecule: messenger RNA, 4995 nt
Organism: Chara braunii
Lineage: Eukaryota; Viridiplantae; Streptophyta; Charophyceae; Charales; Characeae
Source: the annotation of a GenBank genome assembly
UGCAGGAGGUCAUGGAUUGACUUCCAUUGAUGACCGUGGAGGAAGUCAACCUUUAUAUAGUGUUUCCUUAGGUUGACUUCCGUUUGCACCUGGGAGCAGUUGACCAAAUUAUAGGUCCAUAUGGGCCCAGGUGCAGGUCCUGACCAAUAUGGGUUCCGGUACACCUUCAUAUUUGAUCAAUAUGGGCCCAGACAAGUGUCUAGUGAAACCAACGUGGUGGUGGACAGAUGUACGGAAAGGGGGGUUGAGGGAUCAUCGCGGUCUAAUCGGGAUGUUGAUGUAUCCGAGUCAUUUGACCAUCCACUCAUUAAAGCUCACCUGAAAGAUGGGUACAUUGAGAAGUGUGAGGAACGGUACGAGUAUAGCGCGGCGAACGAGAUUCAUGAGAGAGAACAACGUUUGCAUGAACCUCGGCCUAAACUGCGGUAUGGUGUUGAAGGUAAGCUUCCCAUUGAUUUUGCGUUGAAGAGGGUAUGUGGCCGCUACCUCACAGACAAUGAAGGCCUUCGAUGGACUCAGGAUGAGCUGCUAAAAAUGUUGAAGAAGAAGGAGGAGGAAGUGAAUGCAUUGAAGAAUGCAUUUAUGAAAGUUGAGUUGAAUGCACGGGCAGUGGUUGAAAGUUUCGUUGAAGCGAAACGAAGUGAAGAGGUAAGAGAUUCCUCUGUGUCCGGUGGUAGGUUUGUGAAGAAGGAGGCGGAUGCUGCUGAGGAGAUUAACAGAGAGUUUAAACGUUUAAUUCAAUCGUCCAUUAGAAACGAUUUGUUAGACGAAGUUUGUGAGCUUAGUACUAGAGUUCACCCACACCUGUUGCAGAAGUGUGAGGAUUUGCGUCGGCGAUUAGGAGAAGCGGAGAGUGGGAUAAGAAAAAUAUUGUUGGUAGGUGCUUUACCAUCGAUUGAUCCUUCUUUAGCCUUGGACCUGUUUGAGAUUCCAUCAAGUGCAACUUCGGAAGACCUUCCAAAAAUGCGUUUGAUUGCUAUAUUAGAGUCAUUGCAAAAUGUUGGUUCGGAGCUGGCACACAGGAAUGCACUUUUAGAGGUGCAAAAUGCGAUGAAGUUUCCGGUAAGUGACAGUCAGUUGAGGGGAACAGUGAUCAUGCUUGGACAUUUGUACAAGCAGACACGGGAAGAGUUGAUGGAUUUAGUGUUCAGGGAUACUAUUCCUGAUCGAUGUGAUGAGGGAUUCACGAAUGGCACGGUGCCACGUUACAGAGAACAAUUGUACACUUUGAGAAUUUUGUUGGCGAAUGUCAUUGAUGCCCAUUCGUCAAUGCAAUUUAUGAAGGAGAUCGAGCAUAUGAAAAGGGAAUUGAAUGCUCUGGCGAGCAUAAAUAAGGGACAUGAGACAAAAUUGCAUGAGGUGGUGCUUGCGUUGAUUGAAGCACUGAGCGACUCCCGAAUGCGGUAUAAGUACGACACUCGUGCUAAGAGGAAAGCAAUGACAACCAGCAAUACCACUCAAUAUGAUACGAAUGUUACAUCAAAAGCUGAAACCGAAUAUUCGGAGAGGUCGAAAAAGAGUGGAAAUGAUAAGAGGUCGGUGAAUCUUGGAAGUGAGCGUUCUCGGGACGAUCGUGGUCCUCUUGCUGAAGUUGAACAUCGAUGUUCGCAAGGCAAUACCCUUGAUGAUGCUGAGAAGAUGGUUGUGGAGGAGGGUGGUGACAAUUGUCGUACUGAUGGGGAUGGCUUGCGUAGAGGUCUGUCGGGUGGGCCUAAUAACCUUACAUUUCUUGGUGACGAGGAUGAUGACACUACAGGCCACGUCAGCAGACUACAUCAGCAGGCCAUGUCAGCAGGACACGUCAGCAGGCCAUGUCAGCAGGACACGUCAGCAGGCCAUGUCAGCAGGACACGUCAGCAGGCCAUGUCAGCAGGCCACGUCAGCAGGCCAUGUCAGCCGACAGCAGCGCCACGUCAGCAGCAGGGAAUACCACGUCAGCAGGCCCGGGUCUGGUCUAUGCUGUUGCGUUCACAUGCAGUCGUUAUGGACCAGAGGUCCGGAGAAGCAGACGAGGCCUAUCACGCCCGGAUGCUGGCCUGGAGUACCGAAACAAAGAGACGGGCAGAUGACGCAGCAACAGCAUCGAAGAAGAAGGCAGAGGACGCCGAGCAGGCACGUCUGCUGGCAAUUGAACAACAGCGCCAGCAUGACGAGGCAGCAGCAAAGGCUGCCGAUGAAGAAAGAAUCCAACGUCGUGAGAAGAUAUUUAACGGAGGGCAGACCUUGCUCACAAUGGCAACGGAAUGGCGGGCCGAGGCCGAGAAUGGCAAGAUGGAGGAUAGCGAAAAUAAGAUCGCUCUACUCCUCUCCCAUCUCACGGACCUCCUGGCAACAUGCAUUACACAGCAGGAGGACAUCCACAGCCUCGACAACUCGCUAGCUCAAGUCCACGGCCGCCUCUGGCAGCUGGAGCAGCGACCUGUUGCCGCCCCCGAUGCCAGCUUUUCCAACACCUCCGAUCGCCUCGAAGCAUUGGAGAUGGACGUCGGCUCCCUCAAGGACAGUGUGCAGUUACAGCAGACCGCAACGCAACAGUUGGAGCAGCGGAUCUGUACUACCGCCAACAACUCGAGUUUGAAGACAAAUCCGAUUCCAUGGUUCCGCAAGUUCGAGCUCACGCUGCAGCUACACAACAUCAAAGAACACAAGCACCAUGAGUACUUAUACUCCCGCUCAGGGGGCGCGUGCCAGGCAUGGUUGGACGAUCUCUUGUCCAAGUACGGAGUGGUAGCUGCCGACUUGCACACCAAGAUCAGUUGGGAUGAUCUGAAGGCGGCGUGGCACAAGCAGUUACAAGUAGAGUCGUCGGAGAUCAAAGCAAUGGACAAGCUAAUGGUCUUCGAGCAAGGCACGCUGCCGAGUGUCGACUGGAUUGCCGAGUACCAACGCUUGACAUCAGUCCCAGACAUCCAAAUGGGCUUCAAAGCCAUCCGCCACUAUUUCAUCUUAAGGUCCUGUUCGACAUUAAGGAAUGCCCUGACUCACGUCGAGGACACCUUGACGACAACGGCGGAACUCUUUGACAAGGCCGCGCAUAUUAUCAUCACGAACAAGGAGGCUAAGAACCUGCGUUCGUCUGCGCCAGGCCCGAGCAGGGACCAGCAUCGGCCAAGAGUGGCCGUGGUCGCGGCGGCGACGCUGUUUGACCAAACUAACGAGGCCUUGCUGGACAAGUUCGCCGACAUCUUCGAGUCACCUACCGGUGUGGUGCCGGAUCGGUCGAUCUCUCACGAGAUCAUUCUUGAGGUCGGUGUCGUGCUGCCGAAAGGUUGCAUCUAUCGGAUGAGCGAGGAGGAGCUUGAGGUCCUCCUCGCACAACUCGACAAUUUGUUGGCCAAGGGCUGGAUCCGCCCUAGUAGCUCCCCAUAUGGAGCACCAAUUCUCUUGGUCUGGAAGAAGAACAAGGAUCUACGAUUAUGUAUCAACUACCGCAAGAUCAACGCGCAAACCGUCAAGAAUGUGGGGCCUCUUCCUCGCAUCGACGAUUUUCUUGAGCGAUUGGGCGGCGCAAAGUAUUUUUCUAAGUUGGAUUUGAAAUCGGGAUAUCAUCAAAUCUCGAUCCGGCCGAAUGAUCGCUACAAAUCCGCGUUCAAGACGCGGUACGGACAUUUUGAGUGGGUGGUCAUACCUUUUGGCCUCACCAACGCCCCGACAACCUUUCAAGCGGCAAUGACCAAUGAGUUUCGUGCAAUGUUGGACCGGUUUGUGCUGGUCUACUUAGACSAUAUUCUCGUCUAUAGCCGGACAUUGGAGGAUCAUCUUGGGCAUCUUCGACAAGUGUUGGAGACGCUCCGCCGCGCCAAGUACAAGGCCAACCGCGACAAGUGCGAAUUUGUCCGGCAAGAGCUGGAAUACUUGGGCCAUUUUGUCACACCAGAGGGCAUCAGUCCGCUAUCAGACAAGAUUCAAGCCAUCCAAGAGUGGCUGGAGCCUCGGAACGUCAUGAAUGUUCGUUCGUUCCUUGGCCUCUCCGGCUACUACCAGUGUUUUAUCAAAGGCUACUCGAAGAUCGCGGCCCACUUGACCAAGCUUCAAUGCGAGGAUCGACCGUUUGACUUCGGAGAGGAGGCGCGAGAAUCAUUUUUGGCUCUCAAAGCCGCGCUAUUAUCUGCGGAGGUCUUGCGCAUAUACGACCCGCUUUUGCCUACACGCGUCACUACGGAUGCGUCCGGCUAUGGCAUUGGCGCCGUCCUCGAGCAACACGAUGGCGUGGACUGGCACCCGGUCGAGUAUUUCAGCAAGAAAGUGCUCGUCGUGCACUCUAUUGACGAUGCACACAAGAAGGAGCUCCUCGCCUUCGUCCACGCGCUCAAGCCGUGGCGGCAUUUCCUCCUUGGUCGAAGCCAACUCCGAUGGGUAACGGGCAACAAUCCGUUGGUCUUCUAUAAGACCCAAGACACCGUCAACAGCACCAUCGCUCGAUGGAUGACUUUCAUUGACCAGUUCAACUUCUUUCUCGAUCACAUUCCCGGGAAGUCGAACCGUUUUGCGGAUGCUCUUUCACGACGUCCGGAUCAUUGUACCGCGGUCUACUCAACCUUCGAGAUCAACGAUGACCUGCGGAACAGUUUCAUCUGCGGCUACCAAGCCGACCCCGAGUUUCGGGACAAGUACGCGAAUUGCUCCUCUCCUAAUCCGGCGCCUUCUCACUACCGGAUCCAAGAGGGGUACUUGCUUGUCCACACACGGGGGAAGGACCUUCUUUGCGUACCGAGUGAUCCUCACUUGCGUACACGGCUUCUUGGCGAUUUCCACGAUGCUCCCGCCACCGAACGCUUUGGAGUCAAUCGCACGAUUGGCCGACUUCGCGAGCGAUUUUGGUGGCCCGGCCUUCUCGGCGACGUCACACGCUACUGCGAGUCAUGCGAGGUUUGCCUACGCUGCAAAUCCCGCAACCACCAUCCGUACGGCGAGUUAUGACCAUUAUCGGUCCCUUUGAGGCGAAGGGAAGUGAUUGCCAUGGACAUUACCGGCCCGUUCCCCAAGCACAAGACC